GGACCAUUCGAUGCUUUAUUCGCAUCUCGCUUAAAUUAAAGAUUGACCCCUAGGGGUCGAUAGUACACGGCACAGGAAGUAUAAAAGAGGGCAACUGAACGGAAAAUCGGUAUUCGCCCAGCUGAUUCGACACUGGACAGCUGAUCGAGCCUCGAACAAUACUUACAGGCAAGAUGUCACAGAAGCUUUUAACAGGUCCUGGUCCUUGCACAGAGCCGGGGGUCUGUUCCCGGUCUGAUUCCCUAUCCCCGAUGAUGAUGAUGAUGAUGAUGAAAAAGAAAAUGGAAGGGAAUAUUCCGAUGUCUGGGAAAAUGGCAAUGCCAAUGACGCAAAAUAUGGCGAACGGAAAACUAUUGAAUUUCUUGAAUGACAGAGAACUUGUUGUGAAGAUAGCCAAGAAACAUCGUGAACUUUCAUUUUCUGAACAUGUUCAAAGACAGUAUGACAAACUUGACCCAAGCAGCCCAUCGGUGAUGCUUGAAACGAUGAUGAUCUGGUCAGACACAGCAAACCGUGUUCUCAAAGAAAUGUGUCCCGAAUUUCCAGACGUUAAAGCUACACCAAUUUGCCUAUUCGCCAUGGAAAUGUUGGUACAGAAAUAUGAAAAAGACCCAGAGGUGAGACGCCAUCUUGAUUUCAUGUAUGAAUUCCGGUCAAUGAUGCAGAGUGGGAAGUUGCAGCCCGGAGACAAAGUCCCCGAUGUUGGGAUUGUUGACGUGGAGACCAAAGAAGUGAGACAACUCUCCAGUCUUAACUUACGUAAGAACAGACCAAUGGUAGUGAUAGCAUCAUCGUUUAGCUGACCUCCACUCCGAGCCAUCGUGGAUGGCGGUUCUCUGUCCAAGCUGUUUGCAGACUACAAGUCGACUGUCGACUUCCUGUUUGUGUACCUUGUAGAGGCCCAUCCUCGUGAUGGUUUUAAAAUGGGCACGAAUUUCAGCUUCAUGAAUCAACAUAAAGUUUUGGACGACAGAAUUGAUUGUGCACGGGCUAUGGUGAAUAGAGCGGGUGACUUGUUUACUUUCGAUAUGUCCAGUGAUACGAAGAUUUCUGUGGCUGUCGACAGCAUGGAAAAUAGCUUCAACAGAGCAUUCCACGCCCAUCCAGAUCGUGCCUUUAUUGUCGAAAACGGAAAGAUGGUAUACAUCGGAGAUACAAUGAUUGAACAAUUGAAGAUGCCGCAUAUGAAUGUCACCGAUCAUCUACGAACGUGGUUGGAUAGUAGAUUUACAGAACAAUAAAUUAUCACCUUAUUAUAACAAUACACAGACAUUUCCCAGCCGUAACCCGAUUGUUUCAUAACAUUGGACUAACUACAUAGGCACACUAUUCUAUGAAAUAUAUUGUACUGUUCAUAUAUUUAAUGGAGGGAGAAUAAUAACCAAUAGUGCCAUUGAAACAACAUCAUUGUAUAGAGCGCCAUCUCGGGUUGAAUAUGAUCUAUGUCUUAUAUCACGUUUUUAUUUGAUAAAUACUUAGCAACCAUGCUAAGCAAUGCAAUUUCUUUGUGCACCAGGAGAUUUUGCUGCUAUGUUUCCAUUUAUUACGGCCAAAUACAGAAACAGAAGCUUUGGUGGACAUUUUUGGUGUGCAUCUGCAAUAAAGUGUUGUUAGGUCAUAGAUCAUUUAAUUCCGUACGGCUGGGCCCGCGUCACGAAGUAUACUUAUUCAAUGUUUGUUAAUACAGCAGGUGAUUUUUGAAAACUUACAAGUGAAUUUAUUGUCUUGAGGCUGAUUGUAUUGCAUCUAAUGUCAAUGUGAGACAAUACACGAAUAUCAGUUGUGAUCUCAGACAUUGGCGCCACCAGCGGUCAUUUACAAAAUAAAUACCAACUAUUGUUCACCUUGUUGUUUAUUGUGCGAGACUUCACAGGUCAGUCAGUAUUUUGUGAGGACAGUGUUUUAAAUGAAAUGUAAUUGCAUUGUAAUUUAUAAUAUAGAAUAUGCAUAUAUAUUAUUUGUUAUUUGCUAUUCGUCUUUGACCAUAUACAAUUCAAGUUUAAAGUUGACCAUGUGUCCCACAGUUGUCAUCCAAGAAGCUAUUUACUGGGCCUUAUACUCAGUAAUGUCGCUACCAAUUGGAUGUAUCUAAUUAGGGUCAUUAUACCGGUAGUUAUCAUGUAGUAAACACAGUCGCUUAACUUACAUAUGUUAUGUUUUCUCCUCUGGAGUGGUUUUAUUUUUGUAUUUUUCUCACACACACACAAAACAUUUACCUUUAAUUUUGAGUCUAUGGAAUAGUUUUGUGUUAUAUUAUGUUAUAUUUAUUUGGAACUGUCUUGCACUGCAAAGACCUUACGAGAUCAUUAUUUUUAAUGGCAGUUUUUGUGAGGUGGGACCUGUGACAAUCGUUCACAUAAAAUCCUAAUUAGAGGAUCUUGAUCGGUUUGAUGUUUUCCUUCCCUCAAUUCAACUGCACUUAGAAGUCAUGUCUGGUAAUGUACAAUGCAUUUAGAAAAAUAACACCGAUUAAUAAAACGAGAUUUACCACUUAA
Molecule: messenger RNA, 2495 nt
Organism: Saccoglossus kowalevskii
Lineage: Eukaryota; Metazoa; Hemichordata; Enteropneusta; Harrimaniidae
Source: RefSeq, a predicted model, not a curated record